This is a messenger RNA of Notodromas monacha, 1140 nucleotides long. The record is from the annotation of a GenBank genome assembly. NCBI's taxonomy places the organism in Eukaryota, Metazoa, Arthropoda, Ostracoda, Podocopida, Cyprididae.
AUGGAAGUCAGUUCUUCGGGGACAGCCAGCAGUGAUGGGUUCACCCCCACCAGUCUGAACAGCAACGGGUUCGGCAAAAAUCCGAAUACCAAGGACCAAGGUCCGAAUCGUCGCAACGAUGCGCCGGGUUUCACGCGACCCGCGGCCCAAUUGCCGAGCCAGUCGUAUCGUCCCUGGUGGCAUUUGCCGGACCGAUCGACGAAUGAAGGAAGUGCUUCGAAUGCUCAGGUCAAACAGGGUCGCAGGGAAUUUGCGUCCAACUCGGGCAAGUUUGCUGGCGAUGCCCCGGGAGCCAAGGGCGAGCGGCCGUUUUAUUUAUCCAGCGGGAACGCGUACUUGCCUGCGACAUCUAGCAGCAGCAGCGGUAUUCAAAUCGUAGAUGACCGCUUGGGCAAGAUUGUGGGUGGGAACGAGAUGUCGUACGGAUCGUUUCCGUGGCAGGCAGAAAUAGAGGGCUUCAGUGCAACUCAGCGGCGAUGGAAGCAUCAUUGCGGGGGAGCCUUGAUUUCCCAGUGGCACGUGUUGACAGCGGCUCAUUGCAUCCGAGCUCGUCCGAAGGAAUACCUCUUGGUGAAGCUCGGCGAACACCGACUUGACAGCUCGGAUUCACACGAAGAGACCUACAAAGUUGCAAGCAUGGUUCAUCACACAAAUCACCGAGCCAACGGGCCUUACAGUGACGAUAUAGGGGUUCUCAAGCUUGACAGAGAAGUGGAAUUCAAUGGAUUCAUCAAGCCGAUUUGUUUGCCUCAGUCGGAUGAUCAAUAUGUUCCAGGCACGGUUUGUACCGUCACAGGAUGGGGUCUUCAGAAUGAUAAGGACUCGACGAGCUUAUCAAAGACAUUGCUGGGUGCGAAGGUUCCUGUGAUUUCCUCUGAAAUUUGCAAGCAAGAUGCAGUUUACGGGAAACGAUCUCAAAAAAUUCUCGAAGGGAUGAUGUGCGCUGGAUACCUUGAUGGAGGGAUCGACGCCUGUGGUGGCGACUCUGGUGGUCCCCUCUCCUGCAAAAUCAACGGACGAUAUGUUUUGCUGGGUUUGGUGUCGUGGGGAGACGGCUGCGCAAGGCGUGACAGGCCCGGAGUGUACGUCAAGGUGUCGCAUUACCUGGACUGGAUCAUGAAAUCUGUCGAUUCCCUGUGA